This is a messenger RNA of Dendroctonus ponderosae (mountain pine beetle), 935 nucleotides long. RefSeq names its product N-acetylglucosamine-6-phosphate deacetylase. Bases 209 to 796 code for a protein of 195 amino acids. Lineage: Eukaryota; Metazoa; Arthropoda; Insecta; Coleoptera; Curculionidae. The record is from RefSeq and is a predicted model, not a curated record. Gene Ontology annotation, biological process: N-acetylglucosamine catabolic process. The transcript is spliced from 4 exons. Gene Ontology annotation, molecular function: N-acetylglucosamine-6-phosphate deacetylase activity.
UGAGACAUUUUUUGGGCUUAGAAGCUUCAUUAAGUUAUCGAUCUGCGUAUCGCAAUGUUCAAAAUUGAAAACUAAAUAGAUAACAAGAGUUUUACCCCACAUUCAAACCGCGUUAAAUUGAGAAGAUCUGCYAAUAUUAACGUUAUAAUAAAAAUAUGAGCAAAGAAACUCCGAAUUUACUAUGCAAAUCAUUUAAUUAGGGCAUACAAUGGCCGAUUUGGUCCAAAGUGARGAAGCGGUUUUGAAUGGUGCCAAUCUAAUAACUCAUCUAKUUAAUGCCAUGUUGCCUUUUCAUCACAGAGACCCGGGUUUAGUUGGGUUAUUAGCGUCWAAAAAAAUUCCUGAGAAGAAUCCCGUAUUUUUUGGCAUAAUAGCUGAUGGUAUUCACACUCAUCCUGCUGCUCUAAGAAUUGCUUACCGGGUCCAUCCUGACGGUUUGAUAUUAGUGACUGAUGCAAUAUCAGCGCUGGGCUUACAGGCUGGUCAGCACAAAAUUGGCCAACUGGACAUUGAGGUGAAAGAUAACAAGGCUUUUAUUGCGGGCACUUCUACUCUUUGUGGAAGCGUAGCUUCAAUGAUUCAAUGUGUUCGGAAUUUUAUCAAAUCUACAGGUUGCUCGCCCGAGUAUGCUUUUGAAGCAGCAAGUUUUCACCCUGCGCUAGCUUUGGGUAUUGAAAAAAAUAAAGGGUCGCUCAGUUACGGAGCAGAUGCGGAUUUUAUAAUGCUAACGGAUGACUACGACAUAUCCUCCACUUGGAUAGAUGGAGAAUGUGUCUACAGUGAGGGUGGAAUGUAAUAAUUUUUUCAUUCUUUAAAUUAAUUUUAAGAGUUAUUCUAAAUUGAAGGACCAGCUGAUGUUAGUAAGAUGUAUUUUUUUAUUACUUUAUAAAGAAAAAGUGGAUGAUUUAAAUAAAUAAUGCUAUGACUUAUAAAAA